Molecule: messenger RNA, 6236 nt
Organism: Aethalodelphis obliquidens (Pacific white-sided dolphin)
Lineage: Eukaryota; Metazoa; Chordata; Mammalia; Artiodactyla; Delphinidae
Product: protein FAM205A-like
Source: RefSeq, a predicted model, not a curated record
CUGGCUCUUACUUUGUGUGGAUUACUCUUUUUUGGAAACCAGAUAGUGAAGUGUCUUGAAAGUAGGAAGGCAACAUGACUAAAAUAUCUUUGUACCCUUGACACUGCCCAGCUUAGGACUAAGCACAGAUUGAUGGCUCACCAUGCCAGAUGGGUGAAGGACUGGAUGCUGGAGGAAGGACCAAGUAGUAACUUCAGAGAUACUGAGGCCAAGAAUUUUUUGGCUGGGAGACCACUUUUACCAGGGAAAGACUCUCAAGGAAAUUCAGAAAUUUUGAGAUACUGGAGUCAUAUCACGAUAUCCACAGACAGCCAAGCAGGUAACAUAAUGUCUAAAUCAAUAGUCAAGGUGUAGGAGUGAUGGAUCCUGGGGCUGGUUGGAAAACACCUGUCAUUCCUAAAAGUUAGUAAAAUCCAGGUUAAAAAAAAAAACAAACUCCUCAGGUAAACAGCGUAUAUCCAGAGUAGAUAUAUGGAAGUGGCCAUAUAUUCCAAUAAUUCUUAGUUGGAAGUGGCCACUUUUCUCUGUAGGAAGUCAUCUUCCUGAGCAAGUGGAAUGCUGUCACAUGGGUAGAGGUGCUUUGGAACACAAAACUUUGGAUAGUCCUCCAGAAGUGAACCAGAUUCAUGUGCCUCCAUUGAAGGCAGUGUUUACAUUCUCUUCCCACCACACAGAAUAGAGGCUUCCCUUCCGCCACAUAUUUAAAUUUAAAGAUGCUGCCACCUUGGCCUUUCCCUGCCACAUCAACUAUGGUCCCCUUCAUGCACCUCUGGUUUCCCAUCACCCACUGCCUGUAACAUCAAAGUUCUCCAUUCCCAAGCCAUACCAGACUCUGCUGUCCCUAAACUCAUGUGUGCUUCGCACAUAUAUUUCCAGUACAGGUGGAGGAGCUUAUAGAGGUUCCUCUGUCCCAGCCACUCUUCCUCAGUUUUCGGGGGAUGGGUGACCAGACAGCUGUUGCGAAGGAAGAGCCGAGCUGUCAGGCUGGUGGAGGGUGUGGAGAAUGAAGACAAAGUGGGAGCACAGACACUGCCUGUGAGCGGCGCCUUCAGUCCUUACAGACAACCAGACACCCUCAUCUACAGACUGAAUCACCAGUGAGCUUCCCUAGACAGGUAAAGGUCUUUGACACCACACCUGCCUUGUGAAACAGGAGGGCUUUGUGAUACAGUCUGGUGGCCUGGUUCUGUCAUCUGUGAGGCGGAGGCCACAAGGCAUAGCACUGGGAGUCAUCAGGCACCAGGACCCUGAAUGCCUACAUAUAGGGAUGGUUGGUCUCCUUAUGCUAAUGAGGUUUAGACCAUGCUGAGCCUGACUUCUCUUCUGUGGGAUUUGGGGUAUCCCUUAUAUACCUAUGGCUCCAUCUUCAUUAUUAUCCUAAUUAUCUGGCAGGUGAAAAAGAGUUACCAUGGAUUAACACUGGAACCUAAAAGGAGCUGCUGCCUGCGUCACCGGAAAGUCAGACAAAGGGCUAGAGAUGCAGCAUCAAGAGCUAGGAGACUUUCCCAGGAAGAAGCUGAAAAGCCAUGGGAGCUGCUCUCUGUCAUGAAAAGCCGGGGCUGGCUUCCUCGGGAGGGGAGUGUGCAGCAGCUCCUGUGUGCAGAUUCCUGCUGCCAAACCUGCGAUGCCAUGGCUCUGGAGAUUCAGCAGGUGGUGGUGGGUGAGAACACCCUGAUCUCCCCCACUUCAAGGAGGCUGUCACAGGGCUGCUCUUACCUAGAGAUUUUGUCCACGUCUAAAGUGUCUUCUGAGCAGAGACUGGAGCAUCGUUCCCCACACUCCAAAGACCUUUCACUUCCAUCUGCAACCUUCACAGUGUCAGAGAAAUCCUUAACCCAGUCAUCUGCCCAGUCAACAGGUGCAGCUAGCAUCCAUGAUUACUGGGCUGAACACCUCAAGCUAAGGCAGGGAUUUCAAGUACCAGAGGUGCCCAGGGGCCCAGAGACUAUGUUUUCUUCAAGGUUUGAGGAAACUAAGGUUUCAGUAAACCUGCAGGAGAUGAUGCAGAGCAACCCCAACCUUGUCUAUGGGAACCAAGGCCAGCAGCCCUUGAAUUCUCAGGUCUCUCUGCAGACCCUGAACCGAGAAGUCACAGCCCUGACACAUGCUAUGGCCUUACAUAUGGUCACUGUCCUCCCUGCCCACCUGUUAUUCCUCAGUACUGAAGUCCGGAGGCUUCUUGAGGUACAUGUAAAAGGACUGAUGCACUUCCAGAGGUGGGGGCUCCCCAGACGUGUGGAAGAGUCCCUGAGGCAGCUUAUACCAGAUCCGCCAUUAUUUUACCACCCUGUACAUAACCAACCAGACUCUUUCAUCCAGAAUGAUACUUCUCAGUUCUCUACUGAGAAAUUUGGGACCGUUUCAUACCAGAACUGGGGUUCACGUACGGUCGGCCAGCCCAGCCAGGCCUUCUGGGUUUCUAAGUGGUCCAUUAUGGACCCAGAACAAAGACACUACUACCAGCAAAUCCCAGACAAUAUGGCUCUAGCCUUGCCCUCUCCAGCCCUUAAAGAAUUAAGUGGCCUUUAUCUAAUGCCUGGGCAACAGGCUAACGACUCAGUGGGCCAUGUGCAGCCGAAAUAUAGCCAGCCAUUCUGUGGCCUCCCUUCUCUGCACAGUGAGUCCCGGGUUGACACUUUCUUGGGUUCUCAAGGCCUCUCCAUGAACGGGAGCAUGUCCAAGCCCCCCUUGAAGCAUCCUUUUCUCUUCAAGGAGCUCUCCUUCCUCCUUCUGAUGCCUAAAACUCCACUCCAGUCAGCUCCACCCUCUUCUCCAUCUUCCCCAAAUUGGAUUGCUCCAACUGAGCACCAACAAGCUCAGAUCAAUAUCCCGUUUCUGACCCUGGAUGAGUGUGAAGCCUUGGAGUGGCACCUGCUGCAGAGGCAGCUCCAGCUUCAGUGGGGCUUGCCAGAUGUUUUCCAGAGAAAUCAGCGCACCCAGAGCCCCAUGCAGUAUAAGCCCUGUGACAAAGCCCAGUCUUCUGAGACUGUGACAACUUCCUGGCCAGGGCAGCCCAUCUCAGUCCUCACAAGGGAACUACUCUUGUUCCCAGAGCAUGCCAGGAGGCUGCUGGAAUUCCACCUCCAGUGACAGUUGAUUCACCAUCGCCGGGGCCUGCCCCAGAAGAUCCAGCAGUCCAUCCAUUUGCUCCUGUCCCCUGCUGACGGGCAGACUCUCUCCUGGAGCAGCACAGCCCUAGACAAUGUGGACGUCCCCCACCCUACAGCUCUAGAGGGCACUGGCGUUGGCAACCCAUUCCCAGCCGUCAAGGACCCAGGGUCAGUCCCUAUGCCGCACUUGUCUGACCAGGCCAAGGCAAUAUUGCAGAGCUACAUCGACUCCAAAUGUGGGAAGAUUCACCAGGGCAAGGUUCCUGUCUGCGUAUGUGGCUCCUGGGAGUGCAGAAUUCCUGGGGUCCUGGAAGUGGCUCCCUUUACCUGCACCCCAGAAAGCAAGCCCCUAGAACUACAGGCAGCAAAUGAUCCAGACAAACAACAGAAAAUUACACCCUGGAUGCCAACGGCCCUUGAGCAGCAGCAGCAAACCUCACCAGGUGCUAACACUGAACAUCCUAAGCUGCCCCAAGCCCUGUCCGAGGGAGCCACUGAGACACUGGAGACAGCUUUACGGCACAAGGAUCUGGCCUUCUUGUCAGGGAUGCCUGCUGUUUAUUAUGUGGCUCUCUCCACGGCCAUGGCCCCAGCAAUAACUUCCCAAGCUGUGAAAACAGAGAUGGUGCGGCCUGUCGAAUUUCCAGGAGAACCUCUGACUCAGGUGACCUUACCUGAAGAGCAGGGUCUAAGUCCUGGGCCAGGCUUUCAAGAUGCCAACGAGACUUGUGCAGACAUUGCAGGUGAAUUCCAGGCUGAAGUGCAGAGGGAAGGAAUAAUCAAGAUGGUGCCUCUAGAAAGCCAGUCAGAGCCUGUGAAGCCAUACUCACUCGGGGAACCCAUCUUGGCCAAACUAAAUUUCCAUCUGAGAAAGAAGAUCCUAGAGAUACAACUGGGAAUUCCCCUAAAGGCAAGGGAGCCCUGGGAACAAACUGUAGCAAUGCCAGAGAACAUAUGGACACAGGAGUCUCUUGGGAGUAUAAACAACCACGGAAAAACACUGCUCCAGGAGCUCCCCAUCCCACCAGAUAUGCCACGUGCCCUGGAUCCAGAAUGGCUCCACCUCAAACAACAACUGGCCACUGAGUUAAAGGCAGUGCAUCAGAAACAGAAACAACCCAGGUCCAGGGCAGUACCCCAUGAUUCUGUCCACUGGGCCUCCAAGAUCUCACAACCCAGUGGGGACAUGACAGAGACCCAGGCGCUUUGUGUUCAGCUGGAGGCCAGUGUGAACAACCCCAGCCUAGAGGAGCCCCAAAGCCCUGACAAGAGCAAGGACUCAUCCCAAGACCCCACACUGGCAGAAAAGAGAGAGAAGCCAGGCAAACCCAAAAUGGCAGGGGACCACGGAGAAGGGGAUGCCGGGUUUGCAGUCUCUUCCACAAGAGAAAAAAGCCACUCUGCUGAAGCCCAGAGGCCAGAAGGGAUGCUUCUGAACGGGACACCCUGCAGCCCCUGGCAACAGAGACAUCGCUAUCACCUUGGUGCUCCCUGUCAGCACAGUCCCCAGCAUCACCCUCAGCUUAAAUUCCCAGAGAUACCUCCUGUAGUCCCUGGGGGGAAAGACUCUGAGAAGAAUGACCUGCAAGACAGUCAAGCCAAGCUCAAUGUCAUCCUCAAACCAGCAAGCGUUCCUGAGAAUGUCCAGCCUGUGGUGCCCCAGGCAUCAUAGGGCCAGCCUUUCCUGGGCCAACUCAUUCCAGGUAAGCCAUUGCAGGGCCAAACUUUACAAGGUCAGGUUUUGCAGGGGCAGAUGAUGCCAGGCUAUACUCACAAGAGGCCCAGCCUUCCAGAAUCUGGCUUGAGAAAUAAGAUGAAAUCUUUUCUACACUGUAUUAACCCCAAAGCCAAAGGCAAAGGGCAUGAGGAAUCCAUGUCCUCCCCAUGUGAGAAAGUGGCUAACACAAGAAAAGAAAAUGUAGCAAAGAGCCUGGCUCCAGCCAAAAGUCCCAAGGGGCGAACUAAGACAGAGGAGACAAGAGGGGACCCAAAGGCCCAAUUUCUGCCUACUGAGAAGCAGGUGGGCCUGGCCUUCUUGGAUGGUCCCCAUUCCCCAGACAGUAAGCUCCAGCACCGCUCCCACUCCCAUCAACUCCACUCUGCCUCAGUCCUGGGUAUCCCCCGCCGCUGCCCUCGGCACUGUCCACGAGUGGCUUGUGCCAUCCAACCAGGGGACCCGCCCUCACUCUCACCUCUCACCUCAGAUGGAAACAUUGGUCUGCUCAAGAAGACCCAGUGCAUUCGAAAGACUCUGUAGUCUCCUCAACGUCUGCGUCCCUUGAAGAGGACUGCUACUGUCAUUUUCAUUAAUGUACAGGUGGGCAGAGUGCCACCCAAAAUAUACUCUAUAUCUCUAAGCAGAGAGGUGUCUGUCUGCUCCUCCUCUCUACUGUGGUGUGUUCAAGGAAGGCAUAAGGGAGGUAAAUGUCCUUUUUAUCUAGGGAAGGAGUUUUAACUCACACUUAAGCUGGGUCGCACUCCACACAACAACACCCCCUCCCCGGACUGUGGAUAAAGGAACUGGAGCAGAGAAGGAAGGCCCUUGUCUAAGGUACACUGAAGGUAAAGGUCAGGCUUGACUUCUAUUAUGGCGACCUUGGGCCCAGAGGAGCCAUGUGGACAUGAGGAUAGUACUGUCAAGAAGGAGUGGCCAGGAAUCCCACAGGCAAAAUUCACUGAUGACUUCUAUAUAUGCCCACAAUCUGGAGGGGAGUGCCAGUCUUCCAACCUUGAGGAGGCGCUUUGUUUACCAACAGCAUGUAGCUAAUAUGACUAACGUCAAAAGCAAAUGGUAGAAUCUCCCCUCUCUGCUCCCUGUUGGUUAUUCGUUAGAUCUUUCUGGAGAACUCACCUAGGAGGCUGCUGUAGCUCUCUUGCCUAUAUCUCACUUCCACUGCCUAACAGCUGCAUGGUAUGAAUGACACCUGGAAUGAAGAUCACAGUAGGACAUGGAGAGGGGCUUGUCCCCCACCCCCAAGGGUAGGCAGGGACAGAAGCAGAGAGGAAGACCAUGUAGAUGGGGGUCUGAGUCCCUGAGAUAGAAGCUGACAUGUUCCUGGGACUUCCCUGGUGGUCCAGUGGGUAAGACUCCACGCUUCCAAUGCAGGGGGCCCAGGUUCAAUCCCU